GCGCCCGAUGGGAGGCGCGGGCGGGCGGGCGCUGCGGUUCUUCCCUUUUGCUUUCGGGAAGCGGCCGGGGCUGCUGGCUCGGCGCAGCGGGGCGGCUCUGGCGCCCGGCUCCCGGGGCCCGGCCGGCCGGAGGAGGGCGGGGAGGAGGUAGGCGGACCGGCGGGAGCGCGGGGCGCACGUCCGCCCAGCGCUGGGAUUGCUCGGCUGGCGACGAGAGCGGAGCAGGCGCGCGGCCCAGGCGGAGGAGCCGACUCUGGAGCAGCCGGAGCUGGAGGAGGAGGAGGAGGAGAGGCGGCGGGGAAGGAGGAGGAGGCGGAGAGUCACUCCCGCCCGGCGAGCAUGGGGCGCCUGGCGCCCAGGCCGCUGCUGCUGGCGCUGUUGUCGCUGGCUCUCUGUCGAGGGCGCGUGGUGAGAGUUCCCGCCGGCAGCCUGGCGCGGGUGGUGGGUACCGAGCUGGUCAUCCCCUGCAACGUCAGCGACUAUGACGGCCCCAGCGAGCAGAACUUUGACUGGAGCUUCUCGUCUUCGGGGAGCAGCUUCGUGGAGCUCGCCAGCACCUGGGAGGUGGGCUUCCCGGCCCAGCUGUACCGGGAGCGCCUGCAGAGGGGUGAGAUCCUCUUGAGACGAACAGCCAACGACGCCGUGGAGCUCCACAUAAAGAACGUCCAGCCCUCCGACCAAGGCCACUACAAAUGUUCGACCCCCAGCACGGAUGCCACUGUCCAGGGCAACUAUGAGGAUACAGUGCAGGUGAAAGUGCUGGCUGAUUCCCUGCGCGUGGCCGCCAGCCCGCUGCCCUCCCCGGGCCUGAGCCUGCGCCAGGGCGAGCCCUUCGAGCUGCGCUGUGUGGCAUCCACUGCGUCCACGCUACACACGCACCUGGCGCUGCUGUGGGAGCUGCGGCACCGCUCCACCCGGCAGAGUGUCCUCGCCCUGACCCACGAGGGCCGGCUGCGCCCGGGCCCGGGCUACGAGCAGCGCUACCACAGCGGAGACGUGCGCCUGGACACCGUGGGGAGCGACGGGUACCGCCUCUCCGUGUCCCGGGCGCUGGCCGAGGACCAGGGCACCUACAGGUGCGUCGUCAGCGAGUGGAUCGAAGAGCAGGGCAACUGGCAAGAGAUUCAAGAAAAAGCCGUGGAUGUGGCCACUGUGGUGAUGCAGCCGACAGUUCUGCGAGCAGCCGUGGGCAGGAAUACAUCUGUGGCUGAAGGAAAGGAGCUGGACCUGACCUGCAACAUCACGACAGACCGAGCGGAUGACGUCCGGCCCGAGGUGACGUGGUACUUCAGCAGGACGCCCGACAACACUCUGCCUGGCGCCCACGUGCUGGCACGGCUGGACCGUGAUUCUCUGGUGCACAGCUCUCCUCAUGUCGCUCUGAGUCACGUGGAUGUGCGCUCCUACCAUUUACUGGUUCGAGAUGUCAACAGAGAAAACACUGGCUACUAUUUCUGCCACGUGGCUCUCUGGGCACCGGGGCACAACAGGAGCUGGCACAAGGUGGCAGAGGCCACGUCUGUCCCAGCCGGUGUGGAUGUGACCUGGAUAGAGCCAGACUAUCAGGUGUACCUGAAUGCUUCGAAGGUCCCUGAGUUUUCCGACGACCUCACAGAGCUGGAGUGCCGGGUGGUGGACACAAAGCGUACGGAGGCCAGCGUCCGUUUCACGGUUUCCUGGUACUACAGGAUGAACCGGCGCAGUGACGACGUGCUGACCAGCGAGCUCCUCGCGGUCAUGGACGCGGACUGGACGCUGAAGUACGGAGAGAGGAGCAAGCAGCGGGCCCGCGACGGAGACUUUAUUUUUUCUAAGGAGCGUACGGACACGUUCGGUUUCCGGAUCCAAAGGACUACAGAGGAGGACCGAGGCAAUUACUACUGCGUCGUGUCCGCCUGGACCAAACAGCGCAAUAACAGCUGGGCCAAGAGCAAGGAUGUCUUCUCUAAACCUGUGCACAUAUUUUGGGCAUCAGAAGAUUCCGUGCUUGUGGUAAAGGCGAGGCAGCCAAAGCCUUUCUUUGCUGCAGGAAAUACCUUUGAGAUGACUUGCAAAGUGUCUUCCAAGAAUAUUAAGUCGCCGCGUUACUCUGUUCUCAUCACGGCCGAGAAGCCCGUUGGGGAUCUCUCCAGUCCCAACGAAACCAAGUACAUCAUCUCCCUGGACCAGGAUUCGGUGGUGAAGCUGGAGAACUGGACAGAUGCCUCUCGGGUGGAUGGUGUGGUGUUAGAGAAAGUGCAGGAAGAUGAAUUUCGCUAUCGAAUGUACCAGACUCAGGUGUCGGAUGCAGGGCUGUACCGCUGCAUGGUGACAGCCUGGUCUCCUGUCAGGGGCAGCCUGUGGCGAGAAGCAGCUACCAGCCUCUCCAAUCCUAUUGAGAUAGACUUCCAAACCUCAGGUCCUAUAUUUAAUGCCUCCGUGUAUUCGGAUACGCCAUCAGUCAUCCGGGGAGAUCUGAUCAAAUUGUUUUGUAUCGUCACUGUCGAAGGAGCUGCACUGGACCCAGAUGACAUGGCUUUUGAUGUGUCCUGGUUUGCCGUGCACUCCUUUGGCCUGGACAAGGCGCCCGUCCUCCUGUCUUCCCUGGAUCGGAAGGGGAUCGUGACCACGGCCCAGAGGGAUUGGAAGAGCGACCUCAGCCUGGAGCGUGUGAGCGUGCUGGAAUUCUUGCUGCAAGUGCACGGCUCUGAGGACCAGGACUUUGGCAACUACUACUGUUCCGUAACUCCCUGGGUGAAGUCACCAACAGGUUCCUGGCAGAAGGAGGCAGAGAUCUACUCCAAGCCCAUCUUUAUAACUGUGAAGAUGGAUGUGCUCAACGCCUUCAAGUACCCGCUGCUGAUUGGCGUCGGCCUGUCCACCGUCAUCGGGCUGCUCUCCUGCCUCAUCGGCUACUGCAGCUCCCACUGGUGUUGUAAGAAGGAGGUCCAGGAGACGAGGCGUGAGCGCCGCCGGCUCAUGUCCAUGGAGAUGGACUAGGCCGGGGCCCGGGACGGGCAGUGACGGGGGGGACGAUCCAGGAGCGUUUUGGGCGAGAAGAGGACAGUGAUAUAUUAACGUGAAGUGUGUUCCACUAAAACCCCAGUCCUCUCUAAUCUCAGGUGGGACUUGGCGCUCUCUUCUGCAUGUCAAGUUCUGAGCGCAGACAUGUUUACCAGCACACGGCUUUUCUUCCCACGGCACUUUUCUGAGAACCAUCGAGUGUGUGUGUUUUCCCACGGCGGCUUUUUUAAUGGUUAACCUCUGCCUAAUUUUUUUCUCCUACUGGUUUAUAGAUGUCUGACUCGUGUGUGUUUAUAGCUUUUGUUUCGAGGGGUUGCGGUGAGGAACGGGGGGUGAUGGCAUUCGGAGUUCUUUGUCUUGGGCGAGACGGUAACUGCCUGCUCGAGGGCCGGCGUCUGGGUUGGUCGGUGCCACCGUGUCCUCCGGCCCAGCGACGACCACACAGCCCUGUGGCGAAGGCUAACUUGUGGCUCUUACUACCCUGCCCCACCCCCUAUUUUCAGGGGUUUAGACUACAGUUGAAAUCUAAACUUGCGGUAUGUAACUUCGUAUUGAGCCCAAAUGCGUAUUUUCAGUUUUUGCUUCUCUGCCCCCUUUCCAUUUCGUUGCUUUAUGUGAGAGUGCUGAAAUGGCGGCCCCUGGAAUUUAGAAUUUGGCUCUCCACCGAGCACCUUAUCUUGCCACCUUAGCCUUAAGAAUGAAUUAUGAAGAAAAAGACACAGCCACCUCUGUCCAGGGCAGUCCAGAGACGGUCUGCAUGGAAGAGGAGGCUGGGGACAAGGGAAGGAGCAGACACUCCACCAGUGCGGAGGCAAUUGUGCCUCGAGGGGCCCCGUGGAAAGCAGAAGACGGAUUGUGGGAGUAGGUCUCUGCAGCUCGUGCCGGGAUGCUCAGUGGUGCCGGGGGCGUGUCAGGUGGAAGAAGCCACCUCCGUUGCCCCCUACCGCCCUUCGCAGGUGGCAAAGUUCUUGGCCACCAAGGGACUGCCAGGGGAACCCACAGAUACCCCACGUCCUUCACAGGCUGCUUGAUCUCCUUAACGUGAAGGGGAAUUGCUGCUUGCAAGACUGUCUGACUUCAUGGAAUCAGAAAUUGCCUAGAAGAGCCAUGCAUUUUCUCUGACCUUUUCAGUCCCUCCGGUCUUUGUAAGCUCCCCUGCAGGGGGUUGGUGAGAAAGGGUAUACCUUGUGGUACGUUUGCUUUCCUAUUAGGAGCAGAAGGAAACCCAACCAUUUAUUACCAUGUGAACAGCCUGCAGAGUAGAUCUGAGAGCAGUCCGUUUUGCCCGAGUGCUUGUACCAGGAGUGGGACAAGGGACCCACAGAGAUCCUGAAAUGUCUCGCCCCUGGCACAGCGCUGGCCUUCUGGAAGCACCCCGGUGGGGUGUUCUGAGGCUUGCUGGUGACUCAUACCCCACGUGGCAUCCCUCUCUGUUGCUGUCCUGACGGAUCUGACACUGCUCUGUCUUCCGAAGGGGGAAAAAAAAAGAUGCGUUUGUUUUGAGCAAUAAAGUAAUAAAUACAAAAUGAUGGCCAUUCAUGUGCGGCUGUUUAUAACUAUGGGCCGGAUGAGCCGUGCCCCUCCCGGCUCACCAUCUUCCUGUCCACUUCUGCUGCCCACGAUUCGUUCUGCACUUGUCACCGAGUCACCCCCAGGAGGCAGAUUUCCAUUCAGUGUUUUCUUUUUUUGUCUUGCCCACUGAGGGGACCUGUCAUGUGACAGACGCUAGCAUCUGCACUCAUGAUAGCAGCACAGACGCAUCCCAGGGCUGGCGUCUGUGGUGGGAAGACGGGCGGCAGGUGUGCCCCAGCAGAGCGCAAGUGACUAGAGGAGGAGGAGGCCUCGAGAGCGCUGCAGUUGGGUAUUUUCUACGUCUCGUUUCCUAACGGUGCUGUUUCAGAGGCGGUGGUCACAGGUGAUUGAUUGUACAAACCAGAGUUGGAGAGAACGCAUGUCCACAGGUGCUGUGUUAGUAGUAGCCGGUGCCCUCGAGCCCUGGCAGUUAUCACACUUAUGAAAAGAAGAUUCAGGAUUGUUGUAAAGCGGGCCCUUCUUGGUAGGAGGAAAAGGUCCUUAGUUUGGGGCGUGACCAGGUGGUCCCAGGUGUCUGUGAAACCAUGAAUGGGUCACACCAGACACUCUGUAGUAGUAAAAGGUGACGUGUGCGCACCUUUUCCUUUCAAAUUGCUGUUGCAGUUCAAGGCUGGGGUUGCUGAGGCAUUGACCCCAACCCCACGCCCUGGCCACUGGGCGGGCCAAACCGCAAGUCGCCUGGGGGCUGGUCCAAAGGGGGAGAAUUUCCAGGGUGUUGUGCCAAGGACCCCGUUCCUUCCAGGGACGUUAGCUCGCCUGGAAUGUGUGUCCUUUUAGAAGUGUGAGAUGCACUCCCUUGUACCUAAUGGGGCCCUCACAAAGUGCUCUUCUGGAAGAGCUUCCUGCCAGAAGUACCAGGGUGGACGGAAGCAGGACGGAGCCACGCUUCACUGAUGCAAUUGCACUUCUUAACAAAAAGAAACUUUAUAAAAUGUUUGGGUUUUUCCCUAAUCCUAAAAGUCUCCCCAAAAAGAGCCUACGCUGUGUUCAGAUAGGAGCCUCAAAAUCACUUUUAAAUUGUUUACUUUAUAAUGUUUACAUACACUUUACACUUAAAAAAAAAAAAGAAAGGAAAAAUGCAAACUCUGACUUUUUAACAGCUCUUCAGAUUUUUCAUGGGACAGUGGAACUCUGACUCACCAACUGGAUUUCAAUCUUAAUUUAGAAAUUUAUUUAUUUGUGUCUUUUUCUCCCCUCUUGUCCACAUGGCUUCCCCUAAGGUCCUGGUGAAGGAAGCCCCUUCUACCCAGACCCUUAUCUGUUUUCCCUGGUGGCUCUUGCUUCUUGCUUUGCAGGCUGCCUGCAGCCAUGAUUUUGUCACUGACAUCUGUGAGCCAAAGACUGAGCCUUUUUGGCAGGAAUAAUAAUAAGCAAUACUACACAACUUGCUACUUUCAGAAAACUUUUUUUUAGCUUCACCGAUGACAACAGAGGAAGAAGGGAACUGGGGUUUGGGUACGUUCUCCUCCACUGUUUGACCAAAUUCUCAGUGAUAACUUUUGUGUGCAGAUCACUAGGAGAAAAAAAGUUGAUUUUCUUUCUUUUUUUAGCGUGGCACAUAAGGAUCUGCCGAAUUUUAUGUAGACAAAGAAAGGGUCUCGUGUAUUUUUGUCCAUAUCCAAUGUUAUAUGAACUAAUUGUAUUGUUUUAUACUGUGACCACAAAUAUUAUGCAAUGCACCAUUUGUUUUUUAUUUCAUUAAAGGAAGUUUAAUUUAAAUUGAAGUUG
Messenger RNA from Rhinolophus ferrumequinum (greater horseshoe bat), 6324 nucleotides. RefSeq names its product prostaglandin F2 receptor inhibitor (gene PTGFRN). The coding region runs from base 340 to 2979 and encodes 879 amino acids. The transcript is spliced from 9 exons. The record is from RefSeq and is a predicted model, not a curated record. Lineage: Eukaryota; Metazoa; Chordata; Mammalia; Chiroptera; Rhinolophidae.